Phyllopteryx taeniolatus (common seadragon) is the source of this 7232-nucleotide messenger RNA. RefSeq names its product adenosine deaminase RNA specific B1b (gene adarb1b). The transcript is spliced from 12 exons. The record is from RefSeq and is a predicted model, not a curated record. Gene Ontology annotation, biological process: adenosine to inosine editing; RNA processing. The coding region runs from base 408 to 2504 and encodes 698 amino acids. Gene Ontology annotation, molecular function: double-stranded RNA binding; tRNA-specific adenosine deaminase activity; double-stranded RNA adenosine deaminase activity. Lineage: Eukaryota; Metazoa; Chordata; Actinopteri; Syngnathiformes; Syngnathidae. Gene Ontology annotation, cellular component: nucleolus; cytoplasm.
AGAAGAAGGCCGAACUCAUCCAGCCUCACUUCCAGCCAGUCAGUCGCUCGUGUGGCCACGACCGCAGCACAUACAUUCAUACAAAACAACCACGCAUGCCAAAGCCUGCCUACAACCAAUACUUCCCCACACAACCUCUCCGUUUCUCGCUUCUUUUGUGUUCCACGCCGCCGUCGGACGACACGCAGUCGGCCAGACAUCUGUGUGUUUUUAUUUUUUUUAAUUUGAUUUGAGAAGGCGAGCCACAGUGAAGCUUUCAAGACGUUGACUGCAAGCAAUUGGACAAUCAAACUGCCGUCUCCCUGACUUCACAGUUGAAGGGGUUUCCUGCUUACUGAUACCUUCACAAGAGAACGAAAAGUGCAGUGGCGCUGAGGCUGCUCUCAGGUCAGGACAAACCCGUCACCAUGGAUAUGGAUGAGGAGGAGAAUAUGAGUUCGAGCAGCACUGACGUUAAGGAAAACCGAAACCUGGACAACGUGUCCUGCAAAGAAGGGGUGGGUGUGGCCGAACAGCUCCCCAAUGGAAGUGGUCUGGGCAGUCGAAAGCGCCCCCUGGAGGAAGGAAACAAUGGUCACACUCACGCCAAGUUCCGAGCCAAGAAGCGCAAGAAAACGCCAGGACCCAUCCUGCCCAAGAAUGCCCUGAUGCAGCUCAAUGAAAUCAAACCAGGUCUUCAGUACAAACUGCUGUCCCAGACAGGACCGGUCCACGCGCCGGUUUUUGUCAUGACCGUAGAGGUCAACGGACAGACGUUUGAGGGCAUGGGUCCGACCAAGAAAAAGGCUAAAUUGAAUGCGGCAGAGAAAGCUCUGCGUUCCUUUGUUCAGUUUCCCAAUGCCUCUGAGGCACACCUGGCCAUGGGUCGAACACUGACCGUGAACACAGACUUUACUUCCGACCAAGCUGAUUUCCCAGACAUGCUCUUCAACGGCUUUGAGACACCGGCCAUACCCGAAGAGCCCUUCUAUGUCGGUUCCAACGGUAGCAGUACUUUAAACUCACUAGGGGAGUACCCACUGCCCACACCACCUGGCAGCAACCUUGUCCAGGCGCCGCUGCCCCCUCCCUCGGCAUUCAGCUCCCCCUCCAGUGGCAAAAACCCUGUCAUGAUUCUCAAUGAACUCAGGCCAGGCCUCAAAUAUGACUUUGUGUCAGAGAGCGGGGAGAGUCACGCCAAGAAUUUUGUGAUGUCAGUGACGGUGGAUGCACAGACAUUUGAAGGCUCAGGGCGCAACAAGAAGCUAGCUAAGGCCCGGGCAGCACAGGCUGCUCUCUCAGCUCUCUUCAACAUGCAACUAGACCAGACACCAUCCAGGCAGCCCAUACCCAGAGAGGGACUACAGCUUCACCUCCCGCAGGUUCUCGCCGAUGCAGUCUCUCGACUGGUGGUGGAUAAGUUCAGCGAACUGACAGACAACUUCACCUCCCCCCAUGCGCGGAGGAAAGUCCUGGCAGGCGUCGUCAUGACAACAGGAACGGAUGUAAAGGAGGCGCAAGUGAUCUGUGUUUCGACAGGAACUAAAUGCAUCAACGGUGAGUACAUGAGCGACCGCGGCCUGGCCCUCAACGACUGCCAUGCUGAGAUAAUCGCCCGACGCUCGCUCAUGAGAUACCUGUACAUCCAGCUGGAGUUCUUCCUCAGCAGCAGCAAAGAAGAGCAUCAGAAGUCGAUAUUCACGCAUUGUGACAAAGGAGGCUACAAGUUAAAGGACAACAUUCAGUUCCACCUCUACAUCAGCACCUCACCCUGCGGAGACGCCAGAAUCUUCUCCCCGCACGAGGCCGGCGUCGAAGACCAAGGAGACAGACACCCCAAUCGAAAAGCAAGGGGUCAGCUUCGGACCAAGAUCGAAUCCGGGGAGGGCACUAUACCUGUGAGGUCCAGUAACACCAUCCAAACCUGGGAUGGGGUUCUCCAGGGAGAGAGGCUACUUACCAUGUCUUGCAGCGACAAGAUUGCCAGGUGGAACGUGGUGGGCAUCCAGGGUUCCAUGAUGAGUUACUUCACAGAGCCCAUCUACUUCUCCAGCAUCAUCCUCGGAAGCCUCUACCACGCCGACCACCUCUCUAGAGCCAUGUACCAGCGCAUCGCCGAUAUCGAGGACCUCCCCCAGCAGUUCACGCUCAACAGACCUCUGCUCAGCGGCAUAAGCAACGCAGAGGCCAGACAGCCAGGCAAAGCACCCAACUUCAGCGUCAACUGGACUGUGGGCGACCAGGGCUUGGAGGUGAUCAACGCCACCACCGGCAAGGACGACAUGGGCCGAGCUUCACGCCUCUGCAAGCACGCCCUCUACAGCCGCUGGGUGCGCUUACACUCCAAGCUGUCUUCCGUGUUGCGGAUCAAGGUGCUCAAGCCAGGUUCCUACCACGACGCCAAGCAGGCUGCCGCCGAGUACCACUCGGCCAAGCAGGCGCUCAUCAAGGCUUUCCACAAGGCCGGCCUGGGGGCUUGGGUCAAAAAGCCCAUCGAGCAAGACCAGUUCACUCUGGGCUCCUGAGGCAGUGACUGGACCAAGGGAUUCUGAACCUUCCCAGAGCCCCCCCUCCACCUCAGAGAGAUAGACCCAUGUUAGCAGCCCACCCACAGAAACCCCUCACCCGUGUGCCCCCCACCCUAUAUUUGCACGCACUUGCAGCUGUUAACUCGUGGAAAUAAAUGUGUAUAGUUUCCUCCACCACCCCACCCCACAAAAAAACAAAAAAAACAAAACCUCAUCAGGGUCACUCCUUACCGGAUUCACCUCAUGAAAUUGCGUGCUUUUUAUUUUUGCUUUUAACAGAUGGUGGGCUUCCUCGUGAACUAAAACUGGGAUCCAUGAUUUAUGUUUUUUAUGUCGUAGACAAAGAAAGUGUAUGUUUCUGUUUUGUUUUAGAAAGUGUAGUUUAUGUUGGGGCAAUGCAUGUAGUCAGAUUAGCGUACCCGAGCGAUGCACAGGCGGACGCCAAUGACCCUAAAGAUACAGAAAAGUUGUCAUUUAAACAUGCAAUGUAGUGCUGGGCAAUUAAAUCUCAUAGUAAUUAGUAAUGAAAUGUGUUAUUUGAAUCUUAGAUAUUUGAUGAGACAUGCUCACUACUUUGUAGGAAACAAAGUGUAGAUUCUGGGGGGGGGGGGGGGGGGGGGGGGUUGACAGUAAUUCAUGUGUACUUUUACAUUCCUUAUUGUUCGUGUUUGGCGUGAAUGGAUGUUGUUAGCUGCUCGCAGUCAUUGUAGUCUUAGCCUGGGUCUUGGCUGGUGCUUUUUGGGAAGUUUGUUUCUGUCAUCUUAAGCUGUGUUUGCAUGGCGGACCCGCACAGCAGAACGGAACGCAUGCAGAGAAGAGAGAAAGAAAAGAAUGCGUGUGUGUGUGAAUGCCAGCGUAUUCUACACAGGCAGCUUUCAAUCUGUGUCUAUUUUCUACAUUUCUGCUGUUAGUUGUUUGGGUUUACGGGGAGGGGGGAAAAUCGCUUAUGUUUUCUUAACGGUGGUCUUUUUGUAGAUUAUGGAUUAUACUAAAACAAAACAAAAAAAACUCUAGAGCCCAAGUGAUACUGGAUUUAUUUUUUUGGGAAGGGGUGGGCAGAAUACUGAUGCAGAUAUUUGUUUAAAAAAAAUAAUAAUAAACUGAGCACUAUUGAGCUCUUGGCCGAUAUUUUUAUGUACAAGGUACAUAUGUACUGUCAGUGAAAUGUAUUUAAAAAGUACUCACUAUGCAAAAUGGCCCGAUAUAGUGUUGUAUUUAUCGUAUGCUAGUUAUUUACGUGAGUCAUUUUAAAUGUUGUCACUUUGGAGUUCACACUAGAGUAUUUAGUACAACAAAGCGUGAGGCGUUGUUAGUUCGAAAAGCGACACAUUUGGGGGUUACCCCUCCGAAUAGUAGAAAAAUUCUCAAACCUCACCAACCCGAACCACUUCUCUACUUUGGAGAAUUACAUAUGAUUUCCUUCCAAAUUCUUAAGUCAUUUACAGCUAAAUGAACUUUUUCAAGAGUUCAACAGCUGAUUUGUUAAGAUGGGCAUACGUUAUACGAUUUUGACAAGAACUCAUUGUUCCACUUUGGUCCUGUAGGUGUCAGUAACAAGUGUUUAAGAUUUCUUUUUCUUUUUUUUUCUUUUUUUUUGGACAGACUGUGACCAAGUUUCAGAUUUGCACAGUGUAUGCCCAGCUUUAAUAAAGGACGCUUAAUGUCAGCUGUUAAUUGUUAUUUGGUGCAAAUUAAUACCUCCACGUGUUCGAAAUCAAUGUACCGGGGGGGUUAUGCUACAGUGACAGUAAGGCCAGGUACACCCAUGCCGAUAAUUCAGCCGAUUUUAAGUCCGAUUCCCCCUUCUGAUCAUAGCCAGGAAAGGCCUGAUUAUUGGAUGUGUCUAAAAGAUUAUCCUGACCGAUUAUCCUGUGGUGUGGGGUGUGCUCAGAAAACAAUCGGGGCUGACGAUCGUAAACAUCAGACAUGUUUAUUUUACGAUUGCAAAUCCUUGUGUGGUCAACACUGAGUUAGGCUGAGUCACGGCCUCUGCACGUUUGAUGUGAAUUUAAUCGAGAGCCAAAUAGGAAGUUAGCCUAGCUAAUUCUGUUUCUUCUUCUACUACUACUAUUUAUUUUCCAGCAGUCUGGAUGCCUUUCGGCACCAUGCUGCCUCUCACAGAUGAGUGGUGGUACUAUGUGGUUUGGAGGAGGAGACAUAGUUAUGUGUAUGGUGUGUUGUCGAUCUUGAGUAUGCAACACUUGGGAUGAAUCGACGAGUUGACUUUGCAACUCCGCAUCAAUUUAAAGGGUUAGAACGAUUAAAAAGACAAGGAAAAUAGUAGUUAGCUUAGCUGCUUCUAUUUCUUCUUUGUAUUGUCCGGUAGUAUGGAUACCCUGUGGCAACAUGCUGCCCCUCAUGGGUCAUUCUUGGUACUGCAACGGACAUCUGUUUUAGGUGAGGAGGCUUGCAAUCAGUGGAUUUAUGGGUGUAUGUGUGUAGGGGAUGUACAGACUAGCUGACUCCACAAUGACAUUUUGAGAGCAAUGUCGACUAUAGGGACAGACCAAUGUUUUUUUUGUUUUUGUUUUUUUUUUCAGAAUAACAUGGAGACCAAUACUGUACUGAUUAUUAGUAGUCAAGGAGGCCAAUAAUCGAUAUUUGGAGCCAAUAUAAAUUUCCAGUAAAAGGGAUAAUAUUCGCAUCAAAAUUUUGAGUAAUACCAGCUCCAAAACUUUGUUUUAAUGCCUUCCAAAAUUUCAAUAUAAAUUGAUUGUUAAUCCUUCACUUAUCUUUGUUUUAAGUUCAAACAAAAAGUGCAGGGAGUUCAACAUUUCAAUAAAUGGUUCCUGAAGUUUACCCAGUUUUAAAUUGAUCAAUUAUUGGUUGUCCCAUUUAAAAAUAAUACAAUUAAAUAAACACUGAUGCCAGUAUGUGUCGAAAUGGCGAAUAUCGGCGCAGAUAGUCAGCCUGGCCAAUAAUUGGUCUAGACCUACUCUUAACGCAUUCUACACCACAGAAUAAUCGCUCAGGAUGAUCUGUUGCAGACAUCCCAUUAUCGGGCCUUUGCUGACUUGGAUUGGAAAGGCGAAAUGGAUUAUCUGUAUUUGUGUACCCAACUUAAUCUGAUCAAUUCAAGUCAAUAUCUUGUGUGUCACGUCACAGUGAUGUCAGUAGAUGGUCGUCAGAGUCCACGUCGACACUACGGGUAAAUGGUAGACGGUCGUAAUUUGUAGUGAUGUUAUUCCAGCCCUUAACGUCUUUGUGAUUUAGAUGUAAAUGAGGGAAUCGUCCCCGGGAAAUGAGGUGAAUCGCCUUUCCCGCGCAGAAAUAUUCGCAAGUAUGGGUAUUCGCGCGUGUGUGUAUCGUAUGUGUGUGUGUGUGUGUGUGGGUGCUCAGGCUGCUUUAAGCAUUCUCUGGAAUCUUCACCAAAGAUGAUGUCCACUUGUGUGUGCCAUCCAAAAAUUGUUCCUUAUUCAUAAUCUGCUCCUUUUACUUUGGGGGAAACCUGAUUAUCAUGUCAUUAUGUUUGAAUUUACAGUUAACCCCUGCUAUUCAUGGGAGAUAAAGACCAAACGCUGCUGCAAAUAAUGAAAAAUUGUGAAUGCAAAUCUGGCAAAAAGUCUCCGGAACUUCCACUGAGAAACAUAGCUCCUGCCAACAUACAAAGAUGUUAGUCUCUCAGUGAAGCUGUAGCAAUUAAACUACUUCCUUGACACCAACUACUACGAUUAGCACGGACUUUGGCACCAUCUUCUGGCAUUAUAGAAAGCACACAAACUGCAAUAGUGUUUUUUUAUUUGUUUGUUUUUGGGGUUUUUUUUGCGAAAUGAAGUGAGUGAAUAAACAGGGGUUCAUUGUAAUGUCAUUUAUUUUGAAUACAUCAUUUGGGCUUCUUUUAUGUAUAUUGUAACUCUCCAAGAUUGCCAAUGACCUAAAGAUUUAGUAGGGUUUUUUUUAAUACAAAAACAUUUUAAAAAGACGAAUUCUGUUCAGAUCAGACCUUCCCACCCUUGAACCUCUUGUUUUUUUGUUUUUUUUUCUUCUUUUUUGCCUCACACCUCCCACUUGUCUUUGUAGCCGACCAAAACAUAUGCACUGUAUAUGUAAGACACCUCAGUAUCUAGCGGCUGGCACGUGUGAUGUCAUAUGUACUGUCCGUUACUCUUUCCCUGCAGUGUAUCCGGUUGUUUGUGACGUUUUAUGGAGAAUUGAUGUUUUCUCAAAUAUUGAGAAUCUUCCAGAAUUGAAUGUAAAGUGUAAAAAAAAAAAAAUUAAAUUCAAAGAUAGCAGAAGAGUGUAGGAUCCUGGACCAAAGUGACAUGCAAUACACCCCCCCCCUUGUCUGCUGUGAUGUCACUUUAAUGCCCCCCCACACACACACACACACACACACAGACACUUGCUCUUCUGAUCUCUCCACUGAGCUCUUUUGUAUAUAAGGACUGCCUGCUUGUAGUUGUCUUUUUCUUCUUUCGACUGCACUGAAGAUGUCAACCGAUGAUGUCAUGAAACCGUCCCUGUUUCAGGUUCGUCUGGGAGACGACUGCAGCAAGAACUGAACUGAAUUCUCCUUGCAAAUCCACAUGUAAAUUCACAAUGACGCUCAGUGACCGCCCCCCCAAUGUGUGAACCCCCCUCAGUCCUCCUGCCAACAAACUCUACAGUACCUUGCAUGUAUUUACCAACGUUGCACCUCGCAUGAUUAACUUUUAAAGGACUCGUGUAGAAAAAAAAAAAAUAAUGACAAUAGAGGCAAAAUGAAUAAAAGGAGUUCUUAGUUUA